This is a messenger RNA of Microthlaspi erraticum, 834 nucleotides long. NCBI's taxonomy places the organism in Eukaryota, Viridiplantae, Streptophyta, Magnoliopsida, Brassicales, Brassicaceae. The record is from the annotation of a GenBank genome assembly.
AUGGCAUCAGUUUCCUCCACUCUAACCUACUGGCUCGUGAACCACCCCAACAUCGCCAAUUUCACGUGGACCGAAGGUGAAACCCUAGGCUCCACCGUCUUCUUCGUCUCCGCCGCAGUCUCCGUUUACCUCUCCGCCACAUUUCUCCUCCGCUCCGCCAUCGAUUCACUCCCCUCACUCGGUCCCCGCAUUCUCAAACCAAUCACGGCCAUCCACAGCCUAAUCCUCUGCCUCCUCUCCCUAAUCAUGGCCGUCGGUUGCACUCUCUCCAUCACCUCAUCUCGCGCGCUCUCAGAUCCGAAGGCGCGUUUCCUCCACGCGAUCUGCUUCCCGGUCGAUGUGAAACCUAACGGACCGCUUUUCUUCUGGGCUCAAGUCUUCUACCUCUCGAAGAUCCUCGAGUUCGGAGAUACAGUCCUCAUCAUACUCGGCAAAUCAAUCCAGCGUCUCUCGUUCCUCCACGUGUACCACCACGCGACGGUUGUGGUCAUGUGCUACCUCUGGCUCCGAACCCGCCAAUCGAUGUUUCCGGUUGCGCUCGUGACGAAUUCGACGGUCCACGUCAUCAUGUACGGCUACUACUUCCUCUGCGCCGUCGGAUCCAGGCCCAAGUGGAAGAGGUUGGUGACGGAUUGUCAGAUUGUGCAGUUUGUUUUCAGCUUCGGGUUAUCCGGUUGGAUGCUCCGCGAGCAUUUCUUCGGGUCGGGUUGCUCCGGGAUCUGGGGAUGGUGUUUCAACGCGGCGUUUAAUGCUUCUCUGUUGGCUCUCUUUUCCAACUUCCAUUCCAAGAACUACGCGAAGAAGACGAGAGAGGUGGGAAACAAAAGCGAUUAA